Guillardia theta CCMP2712 is the source of this 828-nucleotide messenger RNA. RefSeq lists its product as hypothetical. NCBI's taxonomy places the organism in Eukaryota, Cryptophyceae, Pyrenomonadales, Geminigeraceae. The transcript has 2 exons. The coding region runs from base 1 to 828 and encodes 275 amino acids. The record is from RefSeq and is a predicted model, not a curated record.
AUGCUGGGGGCUGAUGCUGCGAAUGCGACCUCGAAUGUGUAUGUAAUUGCAAUGGAGCUGCAGAAGAAGGACAUGGAGCUGCAGAAGAAGGACAUGGAGAAGGACAUGGAGCUGCAGAAGAAGGACAUGGAGCUGCAGAAGAAGGACAUGGAGCUGCAGAAGAAGGACAUGGAGCAGCAGCAGAAGGACAUGGAGCUGCAGAAGAAGGACAUGGAGCAGCAGCAGAAGGACAUGAAGAAGGACAUGGAGCAGCAGCAGAAGGACAUGAAGAAGGACAUGGAGCAGCAGCAGAAGGACAUGAAGAAGGACAUGGAGCACCUUGUUAAUUUCUACAAGCGUCAGCUGUCUACCCUCACUCAAAGGUAUGUCCUUGAGGCGCUGUUCAGGAAAGUGGUGCAAAUUGUUCGAUAUAGCAAGGAUGGUGCGAUUCCAUCUAUGUUGUCGAAGUCGGACCUCAACGCGAUGCAGAACGGAAAGAUUUCUAUGACUGACGUAAAUCGGCUCUUGACGGAUAAUGAGCACGCAGAGUUUCGACGGAAAGUGUGGGAAAGGAUCGGGUUACCGCAGGACCUUGUGAUACCCACGUUUGAUCCAAAAAUGAUGCUUUAUGGGCAGCUUUCUGAAAUGAUACACGGGUCACCGGGAAAUUAUGUGUUUCUACCUUCAGAUGCAGACGAAUUGCACAUCAGAUUUUUCAGUGAGGUUGCAAAGUUUUUCGAGAAGAAUAUAGACUAUUUCGACAUCGUGUCGGCAAAUGCGGGAGAGACCCUGGAAGCUGAUUUUUUCCGAAAAAUCAAAACGAAUUCGACCGGAAAGCCAAGGCCGUGA